AUGAGGUGCACUUUAUAUAUUUUUUUAUUUGUAUGUUCACUUGUAAAAUAUACUCUUAGUAUAUUUGGAUUCCUUAAAAGUGUACUAGGAAUUCGUUAUCGCAAGAAUAACAUUUUGACUUCGACAUUUUUAACUGAAAAGCAAUCGGAUAUGAGCAUAUGUAGUGUAUGCGAACAAAUCGAGGAAGAAUAUGAAUGUUGCAAGAUUCAAUGUUGCAGUAAAAAAUCAUCGGAAAGUAUAGAAUCACUUGAUUAUAAUAUUUGUUGUAAAUCCGAAAAAGUAUCAAAUGCUAGUAAGACCCGUAAACCCUACUCCUACAAAAAACAACACAAAGCGAUUGACAGAUUGUAUUCAUCAAACCUUCAGGGACGACGUAAAUCGAAUGAAACUAAUAAAACAAUCCAUAUUAAACUUGCUUGUAUUAUCAAGAGGUUGAAUCAUCUUAUAGAGACAUGCCCAAUUCGGAAUGAUACGUCGAAAAAUUGUUCGGCCAAAGAUCGACCAACUACUAGUAUGUCUGCAGUAGCAAACCCUCAAAAUGGAAUAAUAUGUGCUUCAAAGUCGACGUGUAAAAUAGAACAGGUUAAAAACGAAUGCGAGAAGCAGCCACAGGAAAACGUCAUUCCUGCAGUAUAUAAAACUUGUACAAUGCCUGCUUUUAACGACACUUUUAGUCUUCCAGAAACUAGAUCUCCGAAUGAUUGUUUGACCGUGGUUCAACAUGGUGUAACGAUUGGUUAUAUAAUGUAUUCUAAAAUUGAUCCCUGUGAAGUUAAAUGUUCAAAGUCGUCGUGUAACAUAGAACCGGCUAAAAACGAUUGCGAGGAUACGACACAAGAACCUGUCAUUCCGGUGGAUACCUGCUGCAGUGCAUCUCCAGUUAAAUGUCCAUCCGAAACUAAAGUUCUACACAAUUCGACACAAUCUUUGACUCGAAUUCCAGUGGAUAUUCCCUGCAGUAGACAAAAUCUAAUUACACCAGUAACAGACUGCAGCAAAGAGAAAUCAUGUAGUGAAUGGUGUUCGAUCGAUUUAUGUCCAGAGGUGGAGGCUGAAAAACAAAAAGAGGACUGCACUGUUGAUGGUAAAGAUAAUAAAGACGGAGAUAAUAAUUGUAAUGAUAUUAAAGACGACGAAACAAAUAAAAACAUAGGUACCAAAGACCCCGAAAAACCUAAACCCCCGCCCGUACCUGUUAAAACGAUUAAAAGCAUAGGGAAAAACAUCAUUAAACCAAAAACGUCAAGCAAACAAAACCCGGGAAAUUUUAAAGAUGAGAUUAAGCCUAAAGUGAAACCGAAUAGUAAACAUAAUAAGCUAACCAUUAAAGAUAAGAAAAAUAUAAAUAAGCGUUAA
Macrosiphum euphorbiae (potato aphid) is the source of this 1356-nucleotide messenger RNA. NCBI's taxonomy places the organism in Eukaryota, Metazoa, Arthropoda, Insecta, Hemiptera, Aphididae. The record is from the annotation of a GenBank genome assembly.